This is a messenger RNA of Hemibagrus wyckioides, 2632 nucleotides long. RefSeq names its product relaxin family peptide receptor 3.2a (gene rxfp3.2a). Gene Ontology annotation, molecular function: G protein-coupled receptor activity. The transcript has a single exon. Gene Ontology annotation, biological process: G protein-coupled receptor signaling pathway; immune response. The record is from RefSeq and is a predicted model, not a curated record. NCBI's taxonomy places the organism in Eukaryota, Metazoa, Chordata, Actinopteri, Siluriformes, Bagridae. Gene Ontology annotation, cellular component: membrane. Bases 271 to 1482 code for a protein of 403 amino acids.
AGUGAUUUUCUUUUACUCCUCUCUGUUUACCUUUCCUUCUAAAAUGGACCGUGAAAUAAUGCAUUUUUAAGGCAUUCACCGACAACAACAACAACAACAACAACAGCAAAAAGCAGACUCGGGCUUCUGACGCAAAAAUGGACGAAAUGGAAACUUCUCUGUUGUUUAUUAUUAUCUCUUACAACUAAUCAUUUUCCAUUAUCAAGACUUGUAGGACAGCUUGCUCGUCUCUGUCUCUGUGGUCAUCACUAGACUUUUGUGAAGACAGACAUGCAGCACAACAGCAGCAGCACUUCUUCACUGCCUGGGUUGGGACUUUGUGGACUCGGAGUAGAUGAGGGUGAAGACCUGUGGAACCGGAGCACAGGGACUCAACGUAACCUCUCUCUCCGCUGCUGGCUCCAGCUGUUGUCCAAAGAAGCCAUGCCAGAGCUGUAUGGUGACACUUCAAGUAUGGCGCUACGUGUGGUCAUCGCCAUGGUCUACCUGGUGGUGUGUGCUCUCGGACUGGUGGGCAACCUGCUGGCACUGUACCUGCUCAAAUCACGGCACCGGCUCAAGCAAUCUUCCAUAAACUGUUUUGUCAUGAGCUUGGCUAUAACAGACCUGCAAUUUGUCCUGACACUUCCCUUCUGGGCUGUGGACACAGCGUUGGACUUUCGCUGGCCAUUUGGUAAGGUCAUGUGCAAGAUCAUCAGUUCAGUCACGACCAUGAAUAUGUAUGCCAGCGUCUUCUUCCUGACAGCUAUGAGUGUGGCGCGUUAUUGUUCUCUGGCGUCGUCCUUGCGCAUGCACAGCCCCAAGAUGGCAUCGGCUGAGGUGAAAUGGGCAAGUGUGGCCAUCUGGCUUGUGUCUCUGCUGGCGACGCUGCCUCAUGCUGUCUACUCAACUACGGCGCAAGUGUCAGAUGAUGAACUUUGUCUUGUACGCUUCUCAGACCUGGGAAACUGGGAUCCACAACUUUUGCUGGGUCUCUAUCAGACGCAAAAAGUGCUCCUGGGUUUUGUCAUUCCUCUGAUUAUUAUCAGCGUCUGCUACCUGCUUCUGCUGCGCUUUGUGCUUCAGAGACGAGUCAGCGGGAUCCCCGGCUCGGACAGUGAAAGGGGGAGGCACAAGCGGCGUUCCAAAGUCACCAGAUCGGUCACUAUUGUAGUCCUGUCAUUCUUCCUGUGCUGGCUUCCCAACCAGGCGCUGACACUUUGGGGUGUCCUCAUCAAGUUUGACUUGGUGCCAUUUAGCAAGGCCUUCUACAAUGCCCAGGCCUAUGCUUUUCCCAUUACUGUCUGCCUCGCACACACCAACAGCUGUCUCAAUCCAGUGCUUUACUGCCUCAUCCGGCAGGAGUAUCGAGCCAGUCUCAAAAAGCUGCUUCUGAGAGCCACACCAUCCUUACGCAACCUGACCAAUAUGAUGCGCAGGAAUAAGAAGGUCGCCGAUGCUCCAUCUAGCUUGGCUGUCGUACAGAUGGAUGCUGGGCUGUGAAGUAGUGCAUGGAUGAGAGCAUCUUAUACUGGCACCCAGCAAGUUAUGUUUGGACUAAUACUGGUUAUACAGGAGGAAGUUUGGGGCACAAACUGUACGUAUGCUCUCUGGGGCCUAUGACUCCUACUUAACCAGCAGGACUUUCUUCACUUGUAGCAAUCCUGGGGGUUUAAACAAGUGGUCUGGCUUUUGAUUCAGGAAAACUCUGUCUGUUUGGUAUCUGUAUGUCUUGGGUUCUGGUGUCAAGUUCAUUUUAUUUGCUAUAGUAGCUCUCUGGAAAUACAGAGAUGUCUGUUAUUAUGCUUUUCUUAGCUCAAUCAUAACUGAAUUUCAUCAGAGGAAACGGAUAAAAAGCACACUUAAAUGUAAAGAGUAACAGAAGACUCAAUAGAUUUCCUGCAAUAACAAUGCUUUCUUUUUCUUUUUUUUACUGUACAAAGCCCAGUGUGAUACCUCAGGCUUAUUUAUUUAUAUUAUUAUUUUUUUAUGCAAGAUAGUGUCAUAUAAAUAUAUACUCACUUGCACAUGAUAAAGCAUAAAAUGACCGUUCUGAAAAUGCACUGUGCACCGCUAUGAUCUGAAACAUAUAUACAAAUAUAAUAUAAUGUAUGUCGUGAAAUAAACAUUAGCAGGUCAUUCUGUAUAUUAAAAAACAGUUUGAUUAACAGGCAUGUGGCAGGUGGCUGCAAGUCUGGAGUUAUAUUCAGUGCUUUUGUCUAAAUCGUCUUGAGCACACGUUUGCUGAUCUUAAAAUGCACUCACACGUUGACCUGAGUAUUGAGUGUCUAUGUUGGGUUAAUUUCGCAAUCGGUGUGACUGCAUGUGUAACUCUCGCAGGGGAAAUUCAUUGUGAAUGUCAUGAUCCACUCUGGUCCUUCUUUCUGUUGUAUUGCUGAGGAAGAUAUUCAGUAAGGUUCCCUUCACUGACAUUAUUUUACACAAACAAACCUGUUGCACAUGUUAUUGAGGGUAAUAAUGAACAUUAACAAACAUAUCUGCAUUCGUUAACUGAACCUGAAGCCUGGAGACCAGCUUUCAGUAAUGUAUUAAUAUUUAAAAUAACGUUUUUCUGACUAAUUUUAAACAUCAGUAAAUACUUAUAUGUCUUCACUUAACAUUACUAAUGCGUUAUUAAUGCAUAGGUUUUACA